AUGAGCAAACGAAAUGAAGAGAAUGUGGACUUCUUCAGAGAGAUGGGAGGAGUGGUGUUUGUGUAUAACCUCUCUAAAUCCAGUGCUCACUCCGAGGUCAGGGAGACUGCUCAGUUCACACUGGGAAUGCUGGCAGAGGCCAAUGUGUACUGUAAACAGGCCCUGUGUAGGAGGGAGACAUUCAGUGAUCUGGCAGAGUGUCUGAUGCAGCAGGACAGUCCACUGACCCAGAGGAGAGUAGCUGUCUACCUGCUCUCUGUCCUUGUCGCCAACAACAGGUCUGGCCAGAAGUACGCUCAGACCUCAGGCUGUCUGGAUAUCCUGCUGGACUUGUUCAGGACUAGUUUCCCCCUCUCUGGUGAGGCCACAGUGAGAUCUGCUAACGUCACUCAGCUGUUCCAACUCUGGACCUCUGUGUCCAGUGCUCUCUGUGGCUGUGUCAACAACCCCCAGAAUGAGGAGAGCCAGCGUAUGUGUGUGUCAGCCUUCCCCCUGGUCAAGGGCUGGCUGCAGCAGCUCACCCACCCCUACGCAGAGAUGGUUCAGCCCAUCUGCUCCUUUAUAUCCAUGACCGUUGCCAACAACCAUUGUGCUCAGGAUAGUUUUUCCACAGUCGGCGGGCUCGGAAAUCUGACACUCACUCUGAUUCGCUUAGCCUCUGAUGCCUCCCACAGCCCAUUGGCCUGUCAGCUGUCUGUCAUCAUGACCAAGACCCUGUCAGCCUGCAUCAUUGACAACCCUGUGUUGGCGUCAGGUCUGGCAGGUUAUGGUCUGGUUCCUCAGCUCCACUCCCUGCUGUCCAGCCCCAGCCUGGAGCCCCAAGACAGGCUCAUUGUCAUACUCACCCUGGGACACUGCACUGAGGCCUCUGAGGAGCACCGGUCUCAGUUCUUACAGUGUGGAGGUCUGUCCCUCAUCACUCUACUGACUAAGUCUACCAGUGAAGAGCUCAGGAAGGCUGCUGCCUUCAUACUGCAGACCUGCAAACAGGCUACUGUGUUUCUGCGCGGUGCUGUUCAUGGGGAGUCUCAGGGUCAGACUGCAGAGCUGGAGCCCCCUGUGGACAUGGAGGGGUACUGGAGGUCAGCACGAGACAUACUGCACAGGAUCAACCAGCUGGAGAGACAACAGGCUCAGGGAGCGGAGGAGGAGUGGGAGGGGGUUGAACCAAGUUCCCCAGACCGACAGAACCCUGCAGAAUGGGAGAGGAAGGAGCUACUUUUACCCCUACCUCUACCCCCAUCCUUAUCCCUACCGCCUCACCACACCUCUUUACCAUACCAGGAGUGGAAUGGAGGCAGGAGGUAUGAGGAAAGAGAGCGUUGGGGUCAAGAGAGAAGUGAGGAGGGAGGAGGAGAAGAGAGGGGGAUGUCUUGUGAACACACCCCAGUCCGGCCGGUUCUAGUGGGGAGGGGUGGAGAUGGAGAGAGAGAGGAUCUACACCAUAGAGUCCUAGAGGAGAAUCAACCCACAAACAGAGGGCAGGACCUAACGAAGCGUGUAAGGAGACAGACCAGUGAGGAGCCUCAGAAACCCAGCCGCAGCAGAGAGGGGGAGAAGAGAACACACACACAAAGGCACACCACUCUGCACAUGUACACACUUGGAAACACACAACCAGAGAAGGACAGGUGCUUGGCAGCUAAGAGAAAUACUUAUCCUCUCUACACAAACACACUCACAGAGAAAGGCACAAACACAGCAUCACACACACAGACCGAGACCUGCAGAGACGAGCACCUUGGCAUGAGAGAGCAGGCUCACACAUUGUCUGUGUCAGCCGUGGGCUAUGCUGGACCUGGUAGAGCUAGUGUCCCUGGACAGCCCCGUGAUGGAGAGGAUGAGAGGUGUUCUGUAUAUCUGGGGACAGGAACACUGGUCCCUUCCUCCUCCAGUCCACUAGAAGGACACUCCCAGACACACACACACAGCCAAGUGUUCAAGUGCCCAGCUCCAGGCAAGCCAGGAAUGAGCAGGCAGAAGAAACCGUUGGAUGAUGAAGGCUGUGUGUUCGGUUUGGUGACCAGCCGGUCGUUCCCUGUCCUCCAAAGGAACUGUCCCCACAGCUGUGACCUGCACCUGGUAUUGCAGCAGGCCACACACAGCUACACACAGCACCUCCGAGAUAUACGCAGGAGGAGAGAAAUACACACAACGGGACAGAGAGAGACUCAGCGAAGGACACAGAGCGUCUGGGAUCUCUGCAGAGAUGAGAUUCCUGAAGUGCUGAACACACCCACACAUCGAUGUGAUUUGAAUUGGGAUAUGUGUCCUUUUGUAACAGAGGCCAGUCUGACUCCUGUCUGUAAAGGAACCCUCCUGAGGAGCUUCUCAACCAACAGCGGACAACGCAACACUGAUCACAACCAUGUGAGUCUCACUCCCCUUGAGACCUGUGGUCCAUGUGAAGGUAUCACUUGGAAUCCUUUGCAUAAAGGUCUGAUGAAGAGCCUCUCUUCUGUGACCAGCAGGGGGCAGGAGAGAGGAGACAGAAGGGAGGACGGUGCCAUCGGUGGGGAGGACGGUGUCAUCGAUGAUCAGCAGAAGACUCUUUCUAUGGGAAACCCAUCUUUGACUCAGAGCAGUUCCAAAACCAAGGAAAAGAGGGUGAAUACCAAUGAGAGGAGGGAGAGGAGGAACUUCAGCCGUGAGGAGGAGAGUUAUCUGUGUCGAGGUAUAGAGCGGUUUGGUCCAUCCUGGAACUCCAUCCUUUGGGCCUAUCCGUUCCAGCCGGGACGCACCAACGUUGACCUGGCCAAGAAAUACAAACGCCUGCAGGCUAAAGCCCAGGGUAUGGAUUCAGACUCCAUGAGAUCCUAGAAGAACACAUUGUCUAUUGUACAUAAAUCACAGUCAUAUAUUUGAAAUACUCUAAUGUAAUAUUCAGUAAUACUUUAAAUACUAUAAUUUAGUCCCCAGUUUGAAAUGAAUUACUAUGCUGUGCUACUGUAAAUAAAAUAUUUUUUUUUUAAAAUUUAGUACUAUAUUUGAAAUGUUAAUUUCAUGGUCAUGGAGGAUUAAUGAAGGGUCCGUUCUGUAUUUCUCAACCUUGUUUUUUUACACAGUAUUUUGCUGCCUAUUUGAAGUAGUUGGAAUAUUGUUUGGAAUAGAAAAAUGGAAAUUCUUUGUGUAAUGAUUUGCACUUGACGGUUUCAUAAUUUAUCUUGUUCAUUGUUAAUGUAUGGAUUGAGAUUGAAAUGGUUGUUCACUCGUUGUCCCCUGAAGUUGUUUGUAUUGAAUUAAACAGAAGGGUGUCUGUA
Molecule: messenger RNA, 3260 nt
Organism: Oncorhynchus masou masou (cherry salmon)
Lineage: Eukaryota; Metazoa; Chordata; Actinopteri; Salmoniformes; Salmonidae
Exons: 19
Coding region: 1-2820 (939 amino acids)
Biological process (GO): meiotic attachment of telomere to nuclear envelope; homologous chromosome pairing at meiosis
Source: RefSeq, a predicted model, not a curated record